AUGUGGCAAGGCAGAGGCCAGAAGCGUUGUAUUAGGCGAAUAAUGCGGGAGGACGCAGGCGGCCUCGGGUGGAGGAUGAGUGUGCUCACAGGGCUGGUAGACUGGCUGUUAGCCAGCGCCAAACUAGGAAGAAAUGCAGGGGCAGACAAGCCCCUCCCAGACAAGCACUCCCUCAUGCACCUCCUCUCUCCAUUUCAUCCUCGCCGCAGGUACCCAAGCCGACCUGACUCCAGAGGCUUUGGGCGAGAGCCUCCAGACCAGGGGAAGGGGGCUGGGGUAGUAGUGGCUUCACGUGUGAAGUGCAGGGAAGGUCCAGACUCCUGUGCGAGUCACAUAUUUGCGCGUCGAUGCGCCCCUUCUCACUCCCCGCCCGCAUCCCGUACUUGUUCGGGAUCCUUAUCCCAGAAUGUCGUUCAGGGGCGUGUCCAUCUGCGCGUGCCCUUGGCCGCUUCGGUUCUAGACGAGCCAAUCCUUGCAGUCGUGGUUACGCCAUCGCCCUUCCGCUCGGCCAGAAAGGCCACCAUGGAGGCCGAGAUGCCGUCUUCGAGGCAUCCGCAGCAGCUGUUCUUCGAUAAUGUCAGCCCUGCCACGCGCUUGUUGGAGAAGCGGCGGCAAAUGUACGAAGUGCAGGACGCCCUGGAGACCCAUAAGGCCCGCUUCGCGAAGGAGGAAGAGCAGUUCAAGAAGAAGGAGGAACAGCUCAGGUCCAAGGACCUGCAAUUGCAGCACCAGCUCUUCCGCUUUAACAAGUUUUUGCAGGACAACGAGGCAAAGCGACGGCGGGCCGAGACCCGUGCCUCCGAGGAGGUCGCGCAGAUCAAGCUAAAGGAUGAAGAGAUUGACGAGUUAGAAAGGCAGCUAGAGGAGAGUCAGCUGGAGUGCAUGAGCCUGGAGCAGGAUGUGGACAAGAACACGAAGUACGAGGAAUUUCUGGAGCGAGUGAAGGAGACAGACGCCGACAAUUAUCAAAGAUAUCCAGGACCUGGUGACCCGAUAUGA
Prorocentrum cordatum is the source of this 999-nucleotide messenger RNA. The record is from the annotation of a GenBank genome assembly. NCBI's taxonomy places the organism in Eukaryota, Dinophyceae, Prorocentrales, Prorocentraceae.